Messenger RNA from Manihot esculenta (cassava), 880 nucleotides. RefSeq lists its product as uncharacterized. NCBI's taxonomy places the organism in Eukaryota, Viridiplantae, Streptophyta, Magnoliopsida, Malpighiales, Euphorbiaceae. The record is from RefSeq and is a predicted model, not a curated record. The transcript is spliced from 4 exons. The coding region runs from base 103 to 597 and encodes 164 amino acids.
GAAAAAAGAAAAAAUCUGACAGCAAAGAUAAGAAAAUUUCAGAAGCUGGGAAGAUAUUAGAUAGUUGUUCCCCAACUAAAAACGGUGGACAAGGUCCUUGAAAUGGAGUUGGCAGUGCCCACUUUAUCAUUUGCUUCCUUUACUACAACAACUAGGUUGCCCAAGCCUGGAAUUCAUAAUAUACUGAAUCCAACUCCACAAUCUUCAAAUGGAAUUAAAUUACAAAAACAAAAGAGAAAAGCACGCUCAGUAUCCUCUGCUCUACCAGAAACAGCUGCUUCUGUUGCACUUGCUGCCACAGUUGUGGGUGCAGCAGCUACACUUCUUGUGAGAAGAACCCAAGCUUCUGAGACAAAUGAGAUUCAGUUGAAAACAUGUGAAGACUGUGGUGGUUCUGGUAUAUGUUCUGAAUGUAAUGGUGAAGGAUUUGUACUUAAGAAACUGUCGGAAGAAAGUGCUGAGAAAGCACGGCUGAAUGCAAAGAACAUGGCUACAAGAUAUACGGCAGCGCUUCCAAAGAAGUGGAGUUACUGUACAAAAUGCUCUUCUGCUCGUUCCUGCAGUACUUGUGGAGGCCAGGGAAAGUUGAGCUACUAGCUUUGCUCUAAUCAUGUUCUUGCCCAACUUGGAUUGGCUCUCUACGCUGUCGGUUCGAAAUUAUGAGGCAGAGUGAGCUUGCAGUUUAUAGUUAGAAGUGAGUAAUUUUCUUGUCUAGUUCAUUGGAUGAUUUUAUGUAUAUAGUUUUACUUUUCAUUACAAUAUUGCAGAGGUUUCUCUGAUGAUUGUAAGGCCUGGGUUACAGACAAUGUUCAUGUGCUAUUAGCUUCCUUUACUUGGUUAUUAAUUUAAGGUAGCAAAGGCAAUUUUAUAUUUUUAUUUA